Messenger RNA from Elgaria multicarinata webbii, 7083 nucleotides. It is a transcript of the gene EVPL, whose product is annotated as envoplakin. Gene Ontology annotation, molecular function: cadherin binding; structural molecule activity. The transcript has 22 exons. The coding region runs from base 132 to 6218 and encodes 2028 amino acids. Lineage: Eukaryota; Metazoa; Chordata; Lepidosauria; Squamata; Anguidae. The record is from RefSeq and is a predicted model, not a curated record. Gene Ontology annotation, biological process: wound healing; intermediate filament cytoskeleton organization. Gene Ontology annotation, cellular component: intermediate filament; cytoskeleton; membrane.
UCUCAAGCUUUCCUGCCAUACCAUCUCAACAGACAGCAGCCGGCAGUCACAGAGGCAGCUGGGACAUACCCACCCCUUUUCUUCAAGAGCCUUCUGGAUACCAAGAGAGGGGAACUUCAAUUACCUCCAAGAUGUUCAAAGGGGUGGGCAAAGGCUCGCCAAGCAGAAGCUCCCCAGCCAAAGGGUCCCCGAUCAAACCAACCAAGUCCGCAAGCAGCAAUGAGCUGGCUACGCUCAUCUCUCGCAUGCAAAGAAAUGCUGAUCAGGUGGAAAAGGAUGUUCUUGAAACGCAGGGUAAACUUAAGCAGGAUGCCAAUAACCACCAGCAGAACAAGUCUUUUGAGUUCCAGCAGGAGAAUAGCAAAAACCUGAAAGAGGCUGAAACUCUGCUGAAGGACCUCUUCCUAGAUGUGGAUAAAGUGAAGCGGAUGAAGCACCCUCAGGCCUUGGAAAUUGAAAAAGACAUCAAGCAGCUGCAUGACCGAGUGACCCACCAAUGUGCCGAAUAUCGAGAUCUCUAUGAAAGGUUUACGCUUCCUGAAGCUGGAUCAAAAGUAGAUUGGACAAACAUUCUCGAACAAAAGCAGAAACAAGUCAAUGCAGGGAAAUAUGGACCUACUAUGACAGAGCUGGAGAAGCAAAUAGCAGAGCACAACAUUCUCCAGAAGGAGAUAGAAGCAUACGGCCUCCAGAUCAAGAACCUCCAUAGUCCGGAAGCAGCAGAUUUAAGGAGCCGCUACAAGGAUUUGCUGAAAGACUCAAUCUGGCGGGGCCAGAGCUUGGGCAGCCUCUAUACGCACCUACAGGGUUGCACAAAGGAGCUGAGUUAUCUCACAGAGCAGCAGACCAAGAUCUUGAAGCAAGACUGGAGUGACCAAAUGAUUGAUCCCCAGUUGGUACGGCGUGAGUAUGAGGAUUUUAAGAAUAAUGAACUCCUUAACCAGGAAGAGUAUGUGAAUACACUCCAGGAUGAUGGAGAAAGGAUGAUUGAAUUGAAGCAUCCAGCAAUGAGCCCAAUCCAGGCUCAUCAGGAAGCCCUGAAGAAUGAGUGGCAGAAUUUUCUCAACUUAUGCAUCUGCCAGGAGAACCACUUGAAAAGCCUAGAGAACUAUAAAAAGUUCUAUGAUGAUGCUGAUGCUGUGAGCCAGUCACUAAACAAACUGAACCAUGAUCUUGAUACAAAAUAUAGCAAGUUCAACAAAGACAGCCCAGGAGUGGUCUCGGACUUAAACCGUCAGCUGGAGAAUGAUGAGAAGACUGUGAAGCAAGCUGAGAAGAGCAUUGCUGAACUGAAAAGGAGGAGUAAGGAGAUCAGUCCAUUGAAACUGCGCAGAGUCCUCCCCUCCCAGCCAAUUAAUAUGGAUGCCAUUUGUGAUUGGGAUUUGGGUGAUGUGCAGCUUGAGAGGGGUGAGAAGUAUACUUUGAGUGAUAAUAGCAACCAGGAGAACUGGGUGGUACAAAAUAGCAGAAGAGAAACUAAGGUAGCUCCUGCUGUUUGCUUCUCCAUCCCACCUCCAGAUCUUGAGGCCAUAGAUAGAGUUAAUAGGCUGGAAGGUGAACUGAACACAGUAAAGCAGAAGAGAGCUACAGUACAGAACACUCUAAGAAGCAGCCACAAGGAACCAGUUAAUUCCAGCCACCAGGCUCCAGUCAGAACUUCCACUGUGAUCCAGAAUGACUCCCAAGCUGACCAGUUACUCCAUAAACUGGAUAAAAUUGAUGGUGACUUAUGCCAGGUCAAAAAAGAGACUUUUAGCCGCAUGCGGUCCCCACUAAACCACAGUGACCCUAUAGAGGAUCUUACUCAAAGGAUCAAAGACCAGGAGGGAGCAACAAGGAGACUUCAAGGCAUAGGAGCAGAAAAGGAAACUGCCCGGAAGGAGUGUGAGGCCUACCUUUCCAAGAAGCCUGCUGGCACCUCUGCCUCUCAGCUUCCUGUAACGCUCAACAACAUCAAGAACAAAUACAAUGAUGUUAAGGUGCUCUCUAGGCUCUACGAUGAAAAAGCCAAAGCAGGCCUGAACCUUGAGAAUCAGAUAGAAAACACGGACAAAAUCAUCAGCACUUUUGAGGCCAAGUUAUCUCAUGAUGGCACCAUCCCAGCAUCACCCAAUGCACUGCAGGAUCGUGCCAAUGAACUUCAGAAACUGAAGCGAGAUUUAGUGAAACAGGAGGACUGCUUGCUGAAGCUAAACCGCAGCUUUAAGGAUGCAGAGCACUGCUGCAGUGCUGUACAGAACAAUUUCCAAGAGUACUGCCCUGAUCUGCCCAGGCAGAAGAAGGAUGUCCAGUUGCUUAAUGACCGAUAUCAUGCUGUUGCUGACCAGUUGGAUCACCGGGAGAAGACACUCCGGAACACCAGCCUCACCUACCAACAGUUCCAAAAUGCCAAUGAGAACCUGAUGUUCUGGCUCAACAAUCUGCCCAGGUACCAGGUCAAGACCACAGAUGGGCCCAGCCAGAUCAACUACAAGCUUCAGGCCCAGAAGAGGCUGGCCGAUGAAAUCCAGAGCAAAGAGUCUGACAAGAAUUCUGUGGUCAACGUGUCCCAGAAUGUACAGUCUGUCCUCAAUGAUUAUGAGCUUCAGGCAGGAAAAUAUCGGUCCUCUCUGGACCCUGCUUUGACUGCUUCCUCUGCCAAACGCCUCCGAGUGACCCCGCUUCAAGAGAGUAUCCAGGCUCAGGAAAAUGAUGUGACAAGGCUCUACACAGAAACAGCUGCUGAAAACAAACAGCAACUCCGUCGACUGGAAUUUGCCAAGAAAGUUAUGGAUAAGAAGGAAGUGAAUGAGGCAGUGCAGGUGAUGCAUGAGCAAACCCAGCAGUCUGAAAAUAGGUCACAGAGAGAAUCUGAAGCUCUGAAGUUACAGCUGGAAGAGGAACGGAGCAAGAAAGCCAGAGUUCAACAGGAGCUGGAAGAACAGAGAAACAAACUUCUAACGCUGAAAACCCAGCGACCCAUUGAAAGAGUGGAAGAGAAAGAAGUAAUGGAGUACUACAGAGAUCCAGCUCUGGAGAGUGACCUCUCUAAAAUAUCUCAUCAAAUUGAGGAUGAAAAGAAGAAGAGAAAGGGCCUACAGGCAGAUAUAGAGAUCAUGAACAAUAAUCUUCUCCACAUGGAGAAAGACAGGAAGGUGGUGAAAAGCCAGCUGCUUACAAAAGAAGUUACUAAGAUAGAGAAAGAUCCAAGCUUAGAUGCCCAAGCAGCCAGGCUCCAAGAGGAAAUCAGGCACCUUCGUGAGAAUUCAACUUCUUUCUCCGAACUUGAACGGCUCAGGAAAGAGCUACGAUUGCUUGAGCAGAUGCAACCAAACAUCCGAGAGAAAGUGGUAGUAAAAGAAGUGGUCAAGUUGGAGAAGGACCCCGAGAUGCUAAAAGCAGUCAGGACAUUGCAAAUGCAAAUUGAUGAAGACAGUUUCAAGAGGAAGUCUGUGGUAGAUACAAUAGGGAAACUGAAAAACAGGAUUGAAGAGCUUGAAAAGCUGAUUGAAAUGGCAGAACCAAAGGUCAUUGUGAAAGAGGUAAAGCAAGUGGAGCAAGACCCAGAACUUCUGAAGGAGAAUUCCAAGCUUCUAAUUCUCAUAGAUGAGGAGAGGAACAAGAACCUGUUGCUAGCAAGUGAAUUGACAGAGCUGCAGAGCAAAUACAGCAAUGUAGAGAAGCAAAAGCCUAAGGUGGAGAUUAAAGAAAGAGUCAAUGAGAUCUUUCAUCUUGACCCAGAAACAGAAGAGGAGAUAGCACGUUUGAAGAGAGAACUCCAAGAAACUUCAAGGAAAAGGACAAGGGUUGACCAGGAGGUGGAAACAGCCUUGACUGAACUGAAAGUUCUUCGGUCCCAAACACCAACAGUGGAAUUUAAAGAGGUCAUCCAAGAAGUGGUGAAAAUGGAAAAGAGCCCCGAGAUUUUGAGAGAAAUAGACAGGUUGAAGCAACAGCUGAAUGAUCUUGUGAAUACAAAUGGCAGGUCCCAAGAACAGUUGAUCAGGCUACAGGGAGAAAGGGAUGAGUGGAAAAGAGAAAGAUCCAAGGUUGAAACCAAGCUAGUUAACAAGGAAGUUGUCCGAUAUGAGAAUGAUCCUCUGUUAGAAAGAGAAGCUGAACGCCUCCGGCAAGAAGUACGUAAUACAUCACAAAAAAGAAGAGCCGAUGAAGAUACCAUCUAUGAUCUGCAGAAUAAGUACAUGCUUCUGGAGAGGAGAAAGCCUGAGGAGAAGGUGGUGGUCCAGGAAGUAAUUCUUACACAAAGAGACCCAAAGCUCAGAGAUGAGCACAGCAGACUGAGUAGGAGCUUGGAUGAUGAAGUUAGCAACCGCCGACGCUUGGAACGUGAGGUCCAACAGCUUCGGACAGCAGUGGAAGAGGAAGAGAAAAUGCUUGACUUCCAAGAAGACAGAAACAAAAGGCUGGCUUUGGAAAAAGAAAUGCGGCAGAUUACCUUGAGGAUAACGGAAAUUGAAGAAAGCCCAGCCCCUGUUCAAGAAAAAAUAAUCACAGAGGAAGUGGUCAAGUUGGAGAAAGAUCCAGUUCUUGAACAGUCCAGUACCAACCUGCGAAUUGAUCUGGAUAAUGAGAAGGCUCAAGUGUUGAACCUUCAGAGGGAGUGCAAGAAUCUUCAAGGCCAAAUUGAUGUUCUGCAAAAAACAAAGUCCCAGGAAAAAACCAUCUAUAAGGAAGUAAUCAGAGUAGAAAAGGAUAGGGUGCUAGAAAAUGAGCGAGCACGUCUCUGGGAUCUGCUAAGCAGAGAGCGGACUGCCCGGCAAAAUACAGAAGAAGGUAUCAGGCAUCUCAAGGAAACAAUUGAGAGAGCAGAAGGUAUGAAGAGAACAUGGUCCAGAGAAGAAGCUGAUCUCCAGAAAACUCGGAAUUUGACAGUGCAAGAAAAAGCCAAUCUUGAGGAUGAAUUAAGGGAACUGGAAAGGCAGAAACAACAGAAAAUCCUCUUCCUUAGAGAGCAGUCCAAGCUCUUUAGCCAAAGGAAUGAGAAUGACAGACAAAAGAAGAUGCAACUUGGUCAAGAGCUUUCUCGCCUUGAAUCAGACAUACUUACAGAGAAGGAUCAGAUUUAUGAAAAAGAGCGGAAUAUCCGGGAACUCCAAUCCAGAGUCAACAAGGAAGAAUUAAGCCACGAGACCCAGAUGAGAGAGACAAAUCUCUCCACCAAGAUCUCUAUUCUGGAUCCAGAGACAGGCAAGGAUAUGUCACCCUAUGAGGCCUACAAGAGAGGCAUGAUAGACAGGAGUCAGUAUAUCCAGCUGCAAGAAUUAGAAUGUGAUUGGGAGGAAAUCACAACUCUUGGACCCAAAGGGGAUCUUUCUGUCCUCCUUGACAAGAAGAGUGGAAAACAGUACUCCAUUGAUGAUGCCCUGCGGUUUAGAAGAAUUACAAAAGAAGAAUACCAGCUCUACAGGGAAGGCAAGAUCCCCAUCUCUGAGUUUGCUCUCUUGGUAGCAGGAGAAACUAAGCAAAAUUCAUCCCUCUCUAUUGGUUCAAUCAUCUCUAAGUCUCCCGUUACAUCCCCUGUCUUCCAACAAAAGCAGAGCUUCUUUCCCCCUAGCCCACAGGUGGCUUUCUGUGAUGAUACAUUUCCCAUUGCUGGAGUGUAUGACACCACCUCUGACAACAAGUACAACAUCAAAUUUGCACUUGGCAAGAAGCUGGUAGACCCAAUGACAGCUCAAAAGCUUCUAGAGGCCCAAGCGGCUACUGGAGGCAUUGUUGAUCUUAUCUCACGGGAUCGCUACUCUGUUCACAAAGCUAUUGAUAGAGGGCUGAUCGACAACACCUAUAUGCAGAGGCUGCUGAAUGCCCAGAAAGCUUUUACAGGGAUUGAAGAUCCUGUCACCAAGAGAAGGCUAUCGGUAGGGGAGGCAGUCCAGAAAGGGUGGAUGACCAAAGACAAUGCCUUUCCCUAUUUACAAGUCCAACACUUGACUGGAGGGCUAAUAGACCCCAAGAAAACUGGUCGUAUCCUAGUGUCAGAAGCUGCCCAGACAGGCAUGCUCAGCAGUGAUCUGGCCAUGAUGCUGCAAGAUGAAUCCAAUUAUGAAAAGGAUCUUGUUGACCCUAUCAGCAAAGAGAAGAUUAAUUACAAGGAAGCUAUGGCUCGUUGCCAGAAAGAUCCUCUAAGUGGCCUCCUUCUCCUCCCAGCCACUUCUGAUGGAUAUCAGUUAUAUCAAUCAGCAAACCGUUCACCCACCUUGCCCCGGUUCAGGCACUGAGAGAAGCACCAUAGUCUUCAAUUCCCUGAUCACCUCAGAUGCUUUAAAUCCUCAGCAGAGCUCAUACAUGGUCCAUAGAUGAACAGACUGCCUGGCAGUUAUAGAUGGCUGUGUGCUGUUCUAGAUAGCUAACCUUACUUCAUUUUACCAAGGUAGCAACACAUCUUAAAGAUGCAUUUCUGAAGGUAGAAGGGUUCUAAUGCAGGAGUAACUGUAUACUGUUGGGCAAUAAAGGGGAUGUUAAAAAUUAAACAAAUAUGCUUGGGGAACUCUGCCUUCAUGUCAAGUUGGAAAGGAUAUGUGUCAAAGUGCUUUGAGUUAGAUUGCUGUCAUGCAUGCAAUAAAAAAGUUAAAAUAUUUAAAAGACUCCAUUAGUUAUCUUUAGAAAUGGAGGCACUUCCUUUCACCCUAGGUGUGAAAAGCAGGAUCCCAGCCAUGAUUCAGUGUUGAAUAAACCACAAAGAAGCCAAGUUAAAGGACCCAAUAAGUGUACACUAUAAAAUUAUGGGGAUUCCAAAAAGAACAGUGCUAAAGGCCUACAUGGAGAUGCAUGGUUAAUGAAUGCAUAUGAUCAGAAAUCUAAUGGUCAGCCCAGAACAGAACUGUAGGCAAUAAAAGGCAAGCAAGACUUUACCAGGUAAGCAAGACUGCUAUUGCAGCAUUUCACAACUUCCAUAACCAUGAUGGCUAGAGCCUAAAUGACAGCCAGAUGCCUCAGAAUUCCAGAUGCAUUGCUGUACAGCAUGCAUUCAAAAAAUAAUAAUUAAAUGGCCUAAGUGUACACAUGAUUGUCCCAUCACAGCCUCUCUUAUCAAUAAGGAUGUUUUUGAACCAUCAGGUUUUAUUACAACAAGGUUAUCCAGCA